UCCAAUAAAUACAUCCUGGUGCACAUUUUUUUUUACUCAAAAAUCGUUUUUUUCUCACCUUUACGCGUAAUGGCUCCACGGGCAAAGAAACGCCCCCACCACGAGUGUCCCCAAUGUGGCAAAAUAUUUAAGACGGGGUUCGAGCUUCGCAAACACGUAAUCACUCAUGAUCCCGACGCCAAAGUAAAAUGCCAAAUUUGCAGAAAAACGUACAAAAACCCGGUGUCCUUAAAACAUCACGUGUCCCUUAUUCACACCAACCGAGUCCGAUUUCCGUGUCCCACGUGUCGCCAAACGUUUGCCGAGCUUUCGUAUUUACAACGCCACGAGGCCACAGUGCACGCUGCGGAGCCCCGACCAUGCCUCCCGUGCAAGUUUGAAAGAUGCGAAAAAACUUAUCUUGAUAAGGCGGCUUUGCGAAGUCACGUGAAAAUGGAGCAUUCUGACAACCCCGUCCGUUUUCCGUGCCCCCUGUGCGGAAGGGAGUUUAAACAAAGGGGAAGCCUCCGGACGCACAUUGCCAUCCAUACGACGGAGAAGACGUACAAGUGCACCACGUGUGGGAGGAGUUUCGCGACGUUGGUCUGUAUGAAAAACCAUGAGGACACCCACAAAGAUAAAUCAACUCGACCCCUUAUUCCGUGUCACCACUGUAAUAAGAAAUUCUUAAGUAAAACGGCCAUGCUAAAUCACAUCCGGAAGGAAAAAGAAAAUCGAAAAAAAUACCCGUGCGAAUUUUGCAAAAAGAGAUUCAGAUUUGAAUCCAAUGCAAAACGACAUAUGAAAAUGGAUCACCCAUUACGUGUGAAUCCGGUCCGUUCGUGUGAUAAAUGUGAAUUCAGAACCUACUCGGAAGACUUAUGGACGAGACACGUGGCCCAACACGAGAAAAGGAGCACGUGUUAUUUCUGCGGCAAAAAGUUUCACGAAUUUCAAGAAUUAGUACAACAUUGUGGGAGAAGGCAUACCUUGGAAGUUUAAAAUGGGCAAAGUGAGCCUCUCACUCACAAUGGAACAUUUCUUCACGCUGGUCCGGGAUUGUCUACGAUUCAUGUCAAAAAAGCAAACACAAAAUUAGAACUCACAUGGCGCUUAUCAUUCCGUCGAAUUUCAAGAAGAAUAUUGGGGUCAAAGUACCCAGGGGCUCGUUGGAGGAAAUUUUCCAAAAAAAUUGAAA
Messenger RNA from Folsomia candida, 1177 nucleotides. Its product is annotated as zinc finger protein 184-like. The transcript has 3 exons. The record is from RefSeq and is a predicted model, not a curated record. Lineage: Eukaryota; Metazoa; Arthropoda; Collembola; Entomobryomorpha; Isotomidae. Bases 70 to 981 code for a protein of 303 amino acids.